UGAGAAGCCACUGGGCGAGGGGACUGGCUACUAAUGUGGAACAGGAUAAGUCUCUCCCCGAAGCGACGGUGCUCAGCCGGGUGGGAGCCAGCCUGUCGCCGUGGCCCUCGGAGGUGGGGGGUGGGAAGGGGCACUCUGCAAACCUCGAGCCUGGCCACCAUUGCUCAGAAGGGAAGUGGGUGGGUUCUAGGGCUUUUUAGUGCAAGAAGCAGACGCCCAAGAGAGCUCUAGGUGCCAACCACAGGGACGCCCUGUCGGGGGCCAGGGCGACUUCCGGACCGCAGAAAGGCUAGCGGAACGCUUCCGAGUUCUAAGGAGAACCACCCGGGUGGCGGGACUUCCGCCACACUCAAGAUGGCGGUCGCGCGUUGCCUCACUUCCGCUGGCGGCCGGAAGCUGGGGUCCUGAAAGUAUGGCGGCGUCGAAGGUGAAGCAGGACAUGCCCCCACCAGGGGGCUACGGCCCCAUCGACUACAAGCGGAACCUGCCCCGCCGGGGAGUGUCGGGCUACAGCAUGUUUGCUGUGGGCAUCGGGGUCUUGAUCUUUGGCUACUGGAGAAUGAUGAAGUGGAACCAGGAGCGCAGGCGCCUGCAGAUUGAGGACUUGGAAGCCAGGAUUGCCCUCAUGCCACUCUUCCAGGCAGAGAAGGACCGGAGGGUCCUGCAGAUUCUUCGGGAAAACCUGGAAGAGGAGGCCAUCAUCAUGAAAGAUGUGCCCAACUGGAAGGUGGGCGAGUCUGUGUUCCACACCACAAGAUGGGUAACACCCCUCAUUGGCGAGAUGUAUGGGUUGCGCACCAAGGAGGAGAUACACAACGCCAACUUCGGCUUCACCUGGUACACUUAGGGUCUGAGCCGACGCUCAUAAUAAAGAAUAAUCAAAUAAACUGUUGACUCUA
Mastomys coucha (southern multimammate mouse) is the source of this 899-nucleotide messenger RNA. RefSeq names its product NADH:ubiquinone oxidoreductase subunit A13 (gene Ndufa13). The coding region runs from base 413 to 847 and encodes 144 amino acids. The record is from RefSeq and is a predicted model, not a curated record. The transcript has 4 exons. Lineage: Eukaryota; Metazoa; Chordata; Mammalia; Rodentia; Muridae.